CCUCCCUCCCUCCCUCCCUCCUGGUCCCAUAUCGUUCCUUGAGGAGGGGAGAAAGAGAAAAGAAACUCUGUUGGAACUAUUGCUGGCACGAAGAUUAUUACUCCACUGCCUUUUACUUCUGAUAGCUUUUCGACAAGGUCAAGGGUGCGGAAGGGCCCAUCCGAGGAAGGAGCCUGAACCUUGACGCAGGAGAUGGAGGAAUCAUCAGACCAGCCCCGCUGGCUGCCUCACCACGCCUUGCUGAGCGCUGGGCCCGAGCCCCUCCUCCACUAUGCCGACGAGAUGCCCAUGCAGUCUUCCGCCAACGAGGUGGACGUCUUCCUCAGCCACACCGAGGGUGAGGGAAGCCUGGCGCAGCCGUACUACGCAGGUCCGAUGCACAGCAGGACCAUCGGGAGCUACCGGCACGGCCGACAGAUGUACUCGCCUCACCUGCUGAACAGCCUGCCGUGGAUGGAGAGCGGGCAGGCCAUUGGCCACCCGUACAACGGGGCCUGGUCGACAGUCGGGGCCUACACCAAGGCCUCGCUCCCGCUGUACCAGGCCGCCCCCGGCCUCGCCUCGCCCCACCACGGCCAGCACCUCUACGGCUUCGCGCCGCCGCUGAAGGAGACCAGCCCCGAGCCGGGCCAGGAGAAGGGGAGCCCCAAGUACUCGGAGGCGAUGAAGAUGGAGAGGGGGAGCCCCCUGAGCUCGGGCUUCCUCACGCUGAGCCAGGACGACCAGCUGGGCCUGGCCGGCCACCCCCAGGCUUACAACGGGAGCUUCUACCAGUCGGCGGCCUCCAUCAUCGAAGGGCAUUCGUCGCAACACAAACACAAGCUGUCAUUAUCGCCCUGCGAGGCUCGGGAAUGUGUGAACUGUGGAGCGACGGCCACUCCUCUAUGGCGGAGGGAUGGGACUGGACACUAUCUCUGCAACGCCUGUGGCCUCUACCACAAAAUGAAUGGCCAGAACCGGCCGCUCAUCAGACCAAAGAAACGACUGAUCGUGAGCAAGCGAGCGGGCACGCAGUGUGCCAACUGCCACACCAGCACCACCACGCUGUGGAGACGGAACAUCAGCGGAGAUCCUGUCUGCAACGCCUGUGGCUUGUACUACAAACUGCACAACGUGAACAGACCUCUGACGAUGAAGAAAGACGGCAUCCAGACCCGCAACAGGAAAGUCUCCAACAAGUCCAAGAAGGUCAAGAAGAACCAGGAGCACUUUGGCGAGCUGGCCAAAGACCUGGCGGAGGAGGGACCUUCUUUCCCCCUGAGCUCCGCCACCUUCCAGAGCCACAUGACCUCCAUCGGCCACAUGGUGCCCUACGGCCACAACCCCCACCUCCUGGCCACGCCCGCUGCCCUGCACCCGCAGUCGGCCUUGACCUACAGCCACCACCCUGUCACCAGCAUCGUGUCAGCCCUCAGCUAAGGUGCCGCCCCCCCACCCAUCGUGCCGACGGCAGCGAGGUUGGCGCGCGGAUGACGGUGGAUCCCUCACGCCCGGCAUCGCGGGCAAACUCUCCUCGAAGCAAACACACACGCUUGGCGAAGGCGGUGGAUUCACACAUUUCAUAUUUGUGAC
This is a messenger RNA of Carcharodon carcharias (great white shark), 1572 nucleotides long. RefSeq names its product GATA-binding factor 2-like. Lineage: Eukaryota; Metazoa; Chordata; Chondrichthyes; Lamniformes; Lamnidae. The coding region runs from base 193 to 1419 and encodes 408 amino acids. The transcript is spliced from 6 exons. Gene Ontology annotation, molecular function: DNA-binding transcription factor activity, RNA polymerase II-specific; RNA polymerase II cis-regulatory region sequence-specific DNA binding; zinc ion binding. Gene Ontology annotation, cellular component: nucleus. The record is from RefSeq and is a predicted model, not a curated record. Gene Ontology annotation, biological process: positive regulation of transcription by RNA polymerase II; negative regulation of transcription by RNA polymerase II; cell fate commitment.